This is a messenger RNA of Drosophila guanche, 2640 nucleotides long. It is a transcript of the gene oc, whose product is annotated as homeotic protein ocelliless. Gene Ontology annotation, biological process: regulation of transcription by RNA polymerase II. Gene Ontology annotation, cellular component: nucleus. The transcript has 4 exons. The coding region runs from base 930 to 2618 and encodes 562 amino acids. Lineage: Eukaryota; Metazoa; Arthropoda; Insecta; Diptera; Drosophilidae. The record is from RefSeq and is a predicted model, not a curated record. Gene Ontology annotation, molecular function: DNA-binding transcription factor activity, RNA polymerase II-specific; RNA polymerase II cis-regulatory region sequence-specific DNA binding.
ACGAAAAUCAGUUCCAAAGAUACAUUCGUGCCGCUCGGGUUGUCAGUGCGUUCGUCGCUCGCUCACACACACCGUCUCUCUCUGGUUCAGCGUUCCACUGAGCACCGUUCAACGUUCCACCGUUCAGCGUUCAAUCGUUCACCGUUAGUUUUCGCCGCGCUUUUGCCCUCUCUCGCCGUGCGUAGCGGCAGCAGCAAUCAGCCAGUCAGCAACAACAAAAAGGUUCGCCGUCGCCAAAACAAACAAACAAACAAACAAACAAAAUAAAGAGAAGCCACAAAAUAACAUUUCAUUCUGCCCUACGAAAGUGCGUGAAACACAACGAAAGAUACAGAGAUCCAGAGAUCCAGAGAUACAAGAUACUUCUUCAAUAACAACAUACGAAAGAUAUACAUAUCUGUACAACUGUAACCGUUAACCGAUCGAUCGCUCAGUUCAGAUCAGUUCAACAUUCGAUCGUGUGUGUGUGUCCGUGUCCUGUGUGUAGGAUAUGUUUUUUUAUGGUGUAACCAGUGCCUCCUCAAACCUCAAACAAUAAACAACUGCAGCGCAAACAACUACACAUAGCAUAAACCCGAAUAUACCGCAAAGUAACUGGAUCCUAAAUUGGAAUAUAUUAUACGAUCCAAACGAUCCAAAACGAUUCGCCUACGAUCGAUCGAUCAGUGAUCGUUUUGUUUGUGUUUUUUUUUCGAUACAUUCAAGCCCACACUGAAGCAACCAGCGACGGAUCUAUUGAGGAUCCCACAUCCCGCUUUGGCAGGAUAACGGCUGGAAGGCAGUAAAGGGAGGAAGGAGCAGCAGGAGUUUCUUACACCGUGAACGUCUCUUAGAUCGGUCUCAAGAUUGAUUUCGGGGAGAUAGCAGCAGCACGUGGCGAGCGGACACACAACAGCUUCAACGUGGCGCUGCACUCAACAGAAGCCCUGAUGGCGGCGGGUUUCCUCAAAUCUGGCGAUUUGGGCCCCCAUCCGCACAGCUAUGGCGGCCCGCAUCCGCAUCAUUCGGUGCCGCAUGGACCACUGCCGCCGGGCAUGCCGAUGCCAUCUUUGGGUCCCUUCGGCCUCCCACAUGGUCUCGAGGCCGUUGGGUUCUCCCAAGGUAUGUGGGGUGUGAACACAAGAAAACAGCGUCGGGAGCGCACCACCUUCACACGCGCCCAGUUGGACGUCUUGGAGGCGCUGUUCGGCAAGACCCGAUAUCCGGAUAUAUUCAUGCGCGAGGAGGUGGCUCUGAAGAUCAAUCUGCCCGAGUCACGUGUACAGGUUUGGUUCAAGAAUCGACGCGCCAAGUGCCGCCAGCAGUUGCAGCAGCAGCAGCAGUCGAACAGUUUGAGCAGCUCCAAGAACGGCAGCGGCGGCGGAGGUGGCAGCGCCAGCUGCAGUGGCUCCAACAAUAAUCGCAGCGGCAGUGGCAGUGGCAACAACAACAGUGGCAGCGGCAAGUCCGGCGGCCAGAAGCAGAGUCAGAGCCAAAGCCAGAGCGGCGGCGGUGGCGGUGGCGGUGGCAGCAGCAGCUCGGCAGCGGCAGCGGCCAGUGCAGCGGCAGCCGUGGCAGCGGCUCAGUCGAUCAAGACGCAUCACAGUUCCUUCCUGAGUGCCGCUGCUGCGGCAGCUGCUGGAGGAUCGGGCGGUGGCAACAACAAUGGCAACAACAACAACAACAACAGCAGCGGCAGCAACAACAACAGCAACAACAACAACAACAAUGGGGGCGGCGGAUCAACGCCGAACAGCAGCAGCAGCAGCACCGGCGGCAGCAACUCCCACAGCCACAGCCACGCCCAUCUAUCCGCCGCAGCAGCAGCGGCCGCCCUGAACGUGACGGCGGCGCAUCAGAACUCCUCGCCCUUGCUCCCCACCCCGGCCACCUCCGUCAGCCCCGUGAGCAUCGUCUGCAAGAAGGAGCACGGCCUGACGGGCGGCUACGGUGGCGGCGGCGGAGGCGGCGUUGGUUCCUCCGGCGGUGGCGGCGGCGGCGGCGGCGGCGGCGGCCUCAAUCUCGGCGUGGGCGUCGGCGGUGGCGGCGGUGUCGGUGGCGUCGGCGUCGGUGUCGGUGUCGGUGUGGGCGUGUCCGGGGAUGUGCUCCGCUCGCCCUACGAUCAGCUGAAGGAUGCCGGCGGUGACAUUGGCGCCGGGGUGCAUCACCAUCACAGCAUCUAUGGAUCGGCGGCGGGCAGCAAUCCGCGACUGCUGCAGCCGGGCGGCAACAUUACGCCAAUGGACAGCAGCAGUAGCAUCACCACCCCCUCACCACCGAUCACCCCCAUGUCGCCGCAGUCGGCAGCAGCGGCCGCACACGCCGCGCAAUCGGCCCAGUCCGCCCACCACUCGGCCCACUCGGCCUACAUGUCCAACCACGACUCGUACAACUUCUGGCACAACCAGUACCAGCAGUACCCCAACAACUACGCCCAGGCGCCCAGCUACUACUCCCAGAUGGAGUACUUCAGCAACCAGAACCAGGUGAACUACAACAUGGGCCACUCGGGCUAUACGGCCUCCAACUUUGGCCUGUCGCCGUCGCCCUCAUUCACCGGCACUGUGUCCGCGCAGGCCUUCUCCCAGAACAGCCUCGACUACAUGUCGCCGCAGGAUAAGUAUGCGAAUAUGGUGUAGAAUCUACUCUUCCAGUACUGCG